This is a messenger RNA of Fimicolochytrium jonesii, 5349 nucleotides long. RefSeq lists its product as uncharacterized. The record is from RefSeq and is a predicted model, not a curated record. The transcript is spliced from 7 exons. The coding region runs from base 1 to 5349 and encodes 1782 amino acids. Lineage: Eukaryota; Fungi; Chytridiomycota; Chytridiomycetes; Spizellomycetales; Powellomycetaceae.
AUGAAUGAAAAUGUACUGGAUAUAGACAAAGCCGCUCUGGUUGAUGGAGACACAAUUACUGUGAACAACGGGAAAUUGACCGGAACGAAUUACCAUUUCGGUAACGGUUUUCAUACAGACUCACAGAUCGGUUCGGCGACGGUCAAUCUAGAUCUCAAAACGGAUGAAGAUUUAUCUUGGAAUCAAUCCACCGCUACCAUCUCUUCUAAAAUUACAGCAGAUGGCUCCACAAUUGUCAAGCAAGGCUCCACGCUGAAAGGUAAUUACCAGGCUGGACAGAACAUCAGUAUCACAGGAAAUACGAUUUCUGCAAACAUUCCGGAUGUCAAAGUGUCUUCUGGUAGCGGCGUGACUGUUUCUGGAAGUUCAAAGAGCGGCUAUGUAAUCAGCGCUCAAGGUACUGAGAUCAGUGGUGGUGAAGGCAUUAUCUGUGUUGGAAGCCCAUUAACAGGUUAUACUAUUUCAUCUAUCCAGCCAUACAAAAAGAAAAAGGAAGACGAUGACCCGGAAGAGAAAAAUGAGGACUCGGAGCCAUCUGGUGAAUCGGACCCAUUGACUGCUUCAUCUGCCCCAAGUACAGUAUCACUUGUUGGACCCCUUGGGGCGGCUCUUGGGGCAGCAAGUUCUCUUAUCGGUGCUGCACCCGCGGCUGGAGCGGUGGCUUCUGCCAGUUCGGCAUUUGGUGCUAUCGGAGCACUUGCUGGAGCGGCAGGUGGAGUGGCGGUUCUCGGGGGUCUGCUUCAAGAGUCAGGCAGACGCAGGCAAAACAAGACGAAUUCGGACGGAACGAAUAUUAUCGGGGCAGACGGGAACCCGGUUUUGGUAGACGGUAGUGAGGUUAUCAUAGCAACUUUUCCAAAAAUCAACGACACGGAUUGUGAUGUGACCCGAUUGAUGUUUGAUAAACCCCCUCCAUGUUCGUGGAGAGGUGUGGCAAAAGAGUUCGGUCAACAAAGUGUUAAUUUGGAUAUUCUAAAUGAAUGGAAUGAUGAAAUCAAUGCUCCAGCGUAUAUGUCAGUAAUCGCAAACAAUACUAGUCUGCUUCAGACAGCACUCGACACCAAGUUUAAUAAAACUGGAAUUCUGCCUUACUCUCAACUCUCGAAUACUCCUGACUUGUCUGUUUACCAAAAGAUCCUUUCUGCUACAAGUCCUUUAUCGAUUGCGAAUUCUGUAAUUUCUCUCAACAGUAACCUGAUUACGAGUCUUGGGACACUCACAUCUCUUAACGUAACAGGCGCUUUGACCGCCGGCUCGAUAAGCAGUCCGACUCUGAACAAUUAUCUGUUAUCCAGUGUUGCUUCAACAACUUAUCAACCUUUGAAUGCGCGUCUUACAAAUUUUGGGAACAUUGCGCCAACAAACACGUACAUGCUUAUCGCAAGCGGAGGCAAUUUCAUUCAAUAUAGUCCUGCAGAUGUUCGUGCGAAUCUCUCAUUAAAAAAUCUGAGUUUGCUCGAUACGUUAGACUAUACUAGUUCGGCGUUGGUGAACAAACCUACGCUUGGUUCGCUUGCAGCACUUAGCAGUAUUGACUAUGCUUCGACGUACAUUACUGGAAAGCCAACUCUUGGUUCUCUUGCAGCACUGAGUAGUAUAGAUUACACUUCGGCUUUACUUACAAACAAGCCUUCGCUUGGUUCCCUUGCAGCACUGAGUAGUGUAGAUUACACUUCGGCUUUACUUACAAACAAGCCUACGCUUGGUUCACUCGCAGCACUCAGCAGCAUUGACUAUGCUUCGGCUUUACUUACAAACAAGCCUACACUUGGCAGUUUGGCGGCUAAAUCUGUUAUCAAUCUUGGAAGUGCGGAUGUGACCGGAAUUCUUUCUGUUGCAAAUAUUGACCCAAACAUUGUGCUUGCUGGAACGGGUUUAACUAAAACUGCUCAGACUUUGAGUGUCAAUCCAGUACAAACACAAAUUACAAGUGUUGGGACUUUGACGGGUCUCACCGUUUCUGGUUCUAGCACAUUUACAGGGUCAAUAACCGUACCUACUCCAACCACGGCUUCGCAUGCUGUGACAAAAUCAUAUGUGGAUGGAUUGAUUUCUACAACGCAAACGGGAGCGCAACCGCUAAAUGGAAAAUUGACUGCUAUUUCUUCGAGCACCGCCACUCUCAACAAUUUCCUUGUAGGAGAUGGAACGAAUUAUAUCAGUACCACUCCAUCAGCAUCUAGGACAGCUUUGGGUUUAGGCUCGAUUGCAUUGAAGAAUUUUAUAGAUUUAGCAAACGAUGUUGGAACAACUGUCCUUCCAUAUGCCAACAUUGACGGAACCGUCGCCUUGAAAUCCUAUGUAGAUGGUUUAGUCUCAACUGCUGGAACGGGAUUGACAAAAACAGGAAACAUUUUCAGCGUGAAUGCUAGUCAAACAGGUAUAACAUCUCUUGGGACCCUAUCAUCAUUGAGCGUCGGUGGGAAUGCGAACUUAUCCAAUGUUCAAAUUGCCGGAACGACUGAUUCUACCUCGACCACAUCAGGUGCGCUCCAAGUUGUUGGAGGAGUUGGUGUGGGGAAAAGUGUGGUGGUUGGCGGCACCGUAUUCCUAGGAGGAACAACAGCGAACCUGAAUACCACAACAGGACAGACUUUGAAUAUAAAUAACGCUGCAUCGACUGUAGUUACUUCUACUCUUGACUCCAACGCUAUAAAUGCUGGUUCUCUCCAAGUUGCAGGCGGCGUUGGAAUUGCUAAAUCAUUAUACGUCGGUGGAUAUGGAAUCAUAAAAGAAUCUACAGCCGGAAAUGGACCUUCUGUAGGUCUUAUAAACUCAAACGGUGGAGGUUGGACUUUGUGGCAUAUAGGCCAAACUAGUGGCCUUGGAACUAAUAAUUUCGGCUUAUACAACAAUACUGCCGCAAAUCUUGCGUUAUCGGUGAAUGUGACAACGAAUGCACUAACUAUCAAUUCGGUAUCUGACUCCAACGCUACAAAUACUGGGGCGUUACAGGUCGCCGGAGGCGUCGGAAUCGCCAAGAAAUUGACCGUAGGGAGUGAUGCGAGUUUUGUCGGGUCGAAUCAGAGUCUCUUCUGGUACAACGGUUCAGUCUCCACACCAACAUUCGGAAGCAGCAUAACGGGCAACGUUUCAGCAGCAGGGUAUUUUUCCUCAAAUUCGGCUAUUGGCGAUAUGGUAAUUCGGGCACAGUACAAUAAUUCACCGACAAACUUACGAUUCGCUAACUCACCCGGCGUAUCAAACCUUGAUAUAUUGACAAAUGGAAAUGUUCUAAUCAAUACAACAACCGACUCCUCUUCUACAACAACUGGCGCUCUAACAGUUGCUGGAGGUCUAGGUGUGGGAAAAUCUCUAUUUGCUGGUUCAGCCGCCACGGGAAGUCAUACAUUGCAAGUAAACUCGACAUCUGUUGAUAUUUUAAAACUUCAGAGUCUUUCCGCGUCGGGGUUUUCUACUAUCGGUUUCCUUAACAACACAGGAACGGUAGUGGGGGCUUUUGGUUACGCAGGAGUCAAUACGACCGCUCCAAAUGCUGGGAACUUUUUUCUCUAUUCCGGUUCGAAUGCCAAUUUCAUAAUCAACUCUAAUCUGCCAUCUGUACAGAUUCUUUCCACUAUAGAUUCUACUACGACAACAUCAGGUUCCCUUCAGGUGAGAGGUGGAGCGGGUAUCGCAGGGAAUGUCAAUAUUGGUAAAGAUUUGACUGUUAAUGGCACAAUCUACUCCAAUAUUGCUUCAACCGGACCUAUUGUUAGCAGCCAUCUUGGGACACCGAACUUGGCAGCGGGGAGUUUCUCAACACUUCAAAUUGGAGUAGGAGCGGCUACAAAUAACAUGGCCAGAUUGUACUUUAACUAUGCUGGAGCGGGUCUUGCAACCAAUACAUUGGGUUUAGGAUUGUGGAACAGCCCUCAAGGUCUUACAGUUGAUGGAACGGGAAAGGUUUUUAUUCCUAAUGGUUCUAUCGGCAGUUUGACAGUUUCAGGAAACAUGAAUUUCACCGGAAAUCUGUCUACGAUUACUUCAACAGGACAAGGGCCAUUUUCGAUAGACCCAAACAACAGCACGAACCCUUACGUCCGAGUAUGGGACGACUUGAGAACUGUAGGAGAUUUUUCCGUAUGGAAUUCAGCAGAGACCACUACUUGGUUCAAAGUUUUUACGAAUAAUGGUGUUGCAUCUGUCUUUACCACAACCGAUUCCACAGGAGUUGGAUCAGGCGCUCUUCAAGUGAAUGGAGGCGCUUCUGUUGCGAAAAACGUAUAUGUUGGAGGUAAUGUAUCGGUCUUGAACACUUCUGAUGCAACUUCUAACACAUCGGGCGCUCUUCAAGUGAAUGGAGGCGCAUCUGUAGCGAAAUCUCUAUAUGUGGGGUCAAAUCUGAACAUAUCCGGCGAUUUGAAAAGUCCUGCAUUAAAUUCUGUUACAACUCUAAUUCCAUAUCCCACAACGCCAGCAACAGGUUCCUCAUGGAACGGCUAUACAGUUACAGCCUCCAGCGAAUACACGUAUGCGAAUGGAAACGGUGUAGAUGGAUACACUGGUCAUCCAUUCGAUGCGUACAUGAACGCCUCCAUUGCAUCCAGACUGCGAUGGCAAACCAGUUCCACAAGUACAGCCAAUUUAGGACUCGAUGGAACAACACAAAGUCUUCAUUACUCACUUUUACGGCUUCCAUCAUCUGUGGCUAUGAGUUCAAUCAAACUUACAGCAUAUCUACCCGAUGGAGUGUUAAUGCCGACAACAUUCUCUGUCAUUGCAGGAACAGUCGAGUCUACUAUGGUAACAAUCGCAACAUUUUCGAAUAUACCUGCUUCGAGUUGGGUAAUAGAUGUAUGGGGUUGCGCAUGGGCAUACGCAAAUCAGACGACAGCGGGUGGAGUGGCGAUAAGACAGAUUCAGUAUAAUCAAGCCGUUCCCAAAGCGACCCUUGUUAGCGCUUCUGCAAACAAUAUAGAUAUUUCCGAUGGCGUGAAUGAUGUGUUAUUGACAAAUACAAAUGGUUAUACGGGCGGGUUCGGUCCCAUUGGAUGGAAAGUCGGGAUGUCCGCGGUCUUUUCAAGUGCCGUUGCUCUUUUCUUCGACGAAUACGCAACUUUCCGCUCGGAUAAUUAUACCGACAAGUAUCACCCUCUCGAACAGUUACUUGAAUUUUUGGACGCAAUGCUACUAAGUAUCAAUAUCAAGAACGCACGCUCGAUGGUCUUUAUACCCGCUCUGAAAAAUGAAAUCUUUACGGAGACGAUUAUUCUUCUUGGUAAAAAUAGUACUAUCGAGGUCUGCUACGAAAAAAUGAAUUACAACAACUCCCUCGAUACACUUGAUAUAUGGCAUUUCGAUAAAAGAUGGAGGGUAAAAAUUGGAAAAGUGACGGGAAUGGCUUGA